This is a messenger RNA of Eruca vesicaria subsp. sativa (arugula), 1904 nucleotides long. The record is from the annotation of a GenBank genome assembly. Lineage: Eukaryota; Viridiplantae; Streptophyta; Magnoliopsida; Brassicales; Brassicaceae.
CUAAACCAUUCAUUCAUCAACGUAACAAAAUUUUCCAUCAUCGGAGAGAUGUGGAGGAGGUGCUGUUACUCAAUCUGCAUACCGAUCCUAAUCUCGUUGCUUUCUAACAAUCUCAUUAUCGCUAAAGCUACCGAGUCGACUCAGGUGAUUCUCCUCCCGAGUCAAAUCGAAGAUCGUACAUGCUCGGCGCCGGAUCCGAACCUGAACGAGAAGCCGAUCAUCGGGAUCCUGACUCAUCCCGGAAUCGGAACAUUUGACGCUGCUCAUCAUCACUCUAUGAGAUACGAUAAGAACGUAUCGUACAUCGCAGCGUCGUACGUGAAGUUAGCGGAGACAGGUGGAGCUCGCGUGAUACCGUUAAUCUACAACGAGCCUGAUGAAAGGCUGUUUCAGAAGCUAGAACUGGUCAAUGGAGUGAUAUUCACUGGUGGCUGGGCUAAAGAAGGAUUGUAUUAUGAUAUCGUCGAAAAGAUCUUCAAUAAAGUUAUAGAGAAAAAUGAUGCCGGAGAGCAUUUUCCUGUGUAUGCCAUGUGCUUGGGCUUCGAGAUUCUAUCAAUGAUCAUUAGUCACAGACGAGACAUUCUUGAAAGGUUUAACUCAGUGUAUUAUGCAUCAAGUCUCCAAUUCAUUGAGAAUGCUAAUAUAGAAGGAACCCUUUUCCAAAGAUUUUCUCCAGAGCUGUUGAAGAAAAUCAGUACAGACUGUUUGGUUUUGCAGAACCAUCAGUUUGGUAUCUCACCAGAUACCUUUCAAGCCAGUCCUUCUCUGUCUAGUUUUUUUUACAUCCUUACUACCAGCGCUGAUAAAGACGGUAAGACUUAUGUAUCAACUAUUCGAUCGAAAAGAUACCCAGUGACAGCCUUCCAGUGGCAUCCAGAGAAAAAUGCAUUUGAGUGGGGAUCAUCUGAGAUUCCACACUCUGAGGACGCAAUCCAGGUGACUCAGCACGCUGCAAACUAUCUAGUCAGUGAAGCUAGAAAGUCACUCAACAGACCAUCUCAUGAAGAAGUGUUAAGCCAUCUCAUCUACAACUACAAGCUAACGUACUCUGGAUACAGAGGGCGCGGUAACGACGAGGCUUACAUUUUCACCUAGUUUUCCAAGAUCAAAACCCCUUUUAAUCUGCACAUUCGUAAGCCAAUUGUUUUCGCUCGCUUGCUAUGUGUUCUCUUUUAGUGCUGUUUAUAUAAGACUUGUCAUCUUUCUUUAGAAACUGAAAAAGGAUAUACGAACAGAGAGACAUAUGACUGAUAUAAGAAGAUACGAUUCAUAAGAUAAAAGUCAUAACUGAAACAUUUCCAAAAGCUUCACGCUCUCUACACUUUCAUAAGCGUCACAUCCUCUAUAUGAUCUUGCAAAGUGAAGAUCUGAGAACCCUUAACUGCUUCCAUUCCUUGGAUAUCGACUCUAAUGACUGUGUUCUUCUCGGUAUUGUAGUACACUAGGUACUGUAAGUAUGACGAGUACAAGACAAUCUCAUUCCUCCGAGUCACUCCAACAAAGCGUACAAAGCUUCCAUCAACACUUUCUUCAGGCCCAAGAGAAGCUAACCUACCAUUAUAGUUCACCAGAGUUGCACUACGACGAAAAUUAGUGUACCCGUCAGUGUCUUUAACACAUCUAAACUUCUCAGACCUCACAUCAAAGAAAACGAUGAUGUAAUAAUCCUCAUCCCCCCAAAACUUCCUCGCUGGAUAAUAAAGAACACCAUCGAUGCAAACAUAAUGAUUCAUGUAAAGCAGAUUAUGAUCUAUGGAACAUUCAAUCUUUCUCCAACCUCCUCCUAGUGUUAACACCUGGUGCUCCUCUGUGAGCUGAUAUCGAUUACCGUAAAUCUCCCAGGUCAUGGACAGAACCUUGUACUGUUUCUCAACCGGGUCAUACCCGAAAAGGCUUCUUACUCC